AAGCCAGGAGUCCAAGCGACACCGUUUUCCUCUUCCUUCUCAUCCCGCUAAACACAGCACACAAAAAAAGAACUCGCAGAAGCAAAACCCUAGAACCCAAACAAGAGAAGAAAAAGAAACCCAAAUAUGGCAAUUGCCCGGACCGGAGUCUACGUCGACGAUUACCUUGAGUAUGCAAGUACAUUGCCAGCUGAGCUUCAAAGGCUUCUGAAUACUAUCAGAGAACUCGAUGAACGAUCCCAUUCGGUGCAUGCAAUUUUUAUUGAAAUUAAUGUACACUUCCAUCCAAUUCCAUCAAUGAUAAACCAAACCAGACAGCAAACAAAUUACUGUUUGGGAUUGGCAUUACAAGGCUCAAGGAGAGGGAAUGGUACUUAUAAUAACAGCAAUAAUGAAGAGGAUGAUGCUGUUGAGAGGAUGAGAAAGGAUAUUGAGGCAAAUCAGGAUAACGCAUUGAGUUUAUGCACUGAGAAAGUUUUGCUGGCACGGCAAGCUUAUGACCUCAUAGACAGCCACAUAAAACGUCUGGAUGAAGAUCUGAACAACUUUGCUGAGGAUUUGAAGCAUGAGGGAAAAAUAUCAGCAGAUGAGCCAGCAAUACUUCCUCCACAACCUCUAUUAGUCCCUAAAAAUGAAAAACGCAGGUCCUUUUAUGGAACACCUCAAUCAAAAAGGAUUGAUUUCAGGGAGAGAGAAUGGGAUCGAGAACGUGAUAGGGAUUUUGAGCUCAUGCCUCCUCCAGGGAUUAAGAAGGACUUCAAUGUCCCUCUUGAUGUUGAUCAGCCCAUCGAUCCAAAUGAACCUACUUACUGCGUCUGCCAUCAGGUGUCUUUUGGAGAUAUGAUUGCCUGUGACAAUGAAAAUUGCGAGGGAGGUGAAUGGUUCCAUUACGCAUGUGUUGGUCUGACACCAGAAACAAGGUUCAGGGGAAAAUGGUAUUGUCCGACAUGCAGACUGCUACCUCAAUGUCAAUGAUAAUAUAUAUAUGUACAUGAAUUUGAUGAUUUCAGCUGCUUUCUUUAUUUGUUCCUUCUUGUUGGCAACACAACAUUAUGAUCAGUGAUUUAGUCAAUUAGAGCCAAGUUCUUUUGCAA
This is a messenger RNA of Manihot esculenta (cassava), 1094 nucleotides long. Its product is annotated as PHD finger protein ING2. Bases 127 to 975 code for a protein of 282 amino acids. NCBI's taxonomy places the organism in Eukaryota, Viridiplantae, Streptophyta, Magnoliopsida, Malpighiales, Euphorbiaceae. The transcript has 8 exons. Gene Ontology annotation, cellular component: nucleus. The record is from RefSeq and is a predicted model, not a curated record.